GGGAGCUGCUGGGGGAGGGGAGGGAGGAGGAAAUUUUUUUGGGGGGGAAGGUGGGAUUUGGGGGGCGCUGGUGGGCACCCCUGGAUCUGGCGGCUGCGGCCUCGCGGGGGGAGGCUGGACGGUGUCAGUGGCAGGGGGCUAUUUUAGGGGCUAGAAGGCUGUAAGACUGUGAGGGGGAGGGGGUCCCCAGCGCCCAAGCCGGAGCAAGAGACGCUGAGCCCGCGCGAGCGGCGGAGACAGGGCUCCAGAGCCACAGAUCCGGGCCCCGGCCGCCGCCAGGGGCCCCGCCCGGUCCCCCCCACCCCACCCCACGUCCCUCCUGCAGCCCAGCUCCGCCCGCAGCCGCCGCGGACCAGGCCAGCACCGCCGCCAUGAUGUGCGAGGUGAUGCCCACCAUCAGCGAGGAUGGCCGGCGGGGCUCGGCGCUGGGCCCGGACGAGGCGGGCGGCGAGCUGGAGCGCCUCAUGGUCACGAUGCUCACGGAGCGGGAGCGCCUGCUGGAGACGCUGCGCGAGGCGCAGGACGGCCUGGCCACGGCGCAGCUGCGGCUGCGCGAGCUCGGCCACGAGAAGGACUCGCUGCAGCGACAGCUCAGCAUCGCCCUGCCCCAGGAGUUUGCGGCUCUGACUAAGGAGCUGAACUUAUGUCGGGAGCAGCUGCUGGAGAGAGAGGAAGAGAUUGCAGAGCUGAAGGCCGAGCGCAACAACACGCGGCUUCUCCUGGAACACUUGGAGUGCCUGGUGUCCAGGCACGAGAGGUCACUGCGCAUGACUGUGGUGAAGCGCCAGGCCCAGUCACCAGGAGGGGUCUCCUCCGAGGUGGAGGUGCUUAAGGCUCUAAAAUCCCUCUUCGAGCAUCACAAGGCCCUAGAUGAAAAGGUCCGAGAAAGAUUGCGGAUGGCUUUGGAGCGAGUGGCCGUGCUAGAGGAGGAGCUGGAACUGAGCAAUCAGGAGACUCUGAAUCUUCGAGACCAGUUGUCUAGACGGCGGUCAGGGCUGGAAGAGCCUGGCAAAGAUGGGGAUGGACAGACCCUUGCCAAUGGCCUGGGUCCUGGUGGGGAUUCCAGCCGGCGCACAGCAGAAUUGGAGGAGGCCCUAGAGCGACAGCGUGCCGAGGUGUGCCAGCUGCGGGAGCGCCUGGCGGUGUUGUGCCGUCAGAUGAGCCAGCUGGAGGAGGAGCUGGGCACCGCUCACCGCGAGCUGGGUAAGGCGGAGGAAGCCAAGUCCAAGCUGCAGCGGGACCUCAAGGAGGCGCUGGCUCAGAGAGAGGAUAUGGAGGAGCGGAUCACCACGCUGGAGAAGCGCUACCUGAGCGCCCAGCGCGAAGCUACGUCUCUGCACGAUGCCAAUGACAAGCUGGAGAAUGAAUUGGCCAGCAAGGAGUCAUUGUAUCGGCAGAGUGAAGAGAAGAGCCGUCAACUGGCUGAGUGGCUGGAUGAUGCCAAGCAGAAGCUGCAGCAGACACUGCAGAAGGCCGAGACCUUGCCCGAGAUCGAGGCGCAGCUGGCCCAGCGGGUGGCAGCGCUGAACAAAGCUGAGGAGCGGCACGGAAAUUUUGAAGAGCGGCUUCGGCAGCUGGAGGCCCAGUUGGAGGAGAAGAACCAGGAGCUGCAGCGGGCACGGCAGCGGGAGAAGAUGAACGAUGACCACAACAAGCGGCUGUCGGAAACGGUGGACAAGCUGCUGAGCGAGUCUAACGAGCGCCUACAGCUGCACCUCAAAGAGCGCAUGGGGGCUCUGGAGGAGAAGAACUCAUUGAGUGAGGAGAUCGCCAACAUGAAGAAGUUACAAGAUGAGCUGUUGCUUAACAAGGAGCAACUCUUGGCUGAAAUGGAGAGGAUGCAGAUGGAAAUUGACCAGCUUCGGGGAAGGCCGCCAUCCUCUUACUCUAGGUCUCUUCCUGGCAGUGCCCUGGAACUCCGUUACUCCCAGGCCCCCACGUUACCUUCUGGUGCCCCCCUUGACCCUUAUGGGGCCAGCAGUGGCCGGGCAAGCAAGAGAAGCCGCUGGUCAGGAGUAAAGGAUGAACCCUCCAAGGAUUGGGAGCGGUCUACCCCUGCAGGAUCCAUGCCGCCCCCAUUCCCCGGGGAGCUGGAUGGCUCCGAUGAGGAGGAGGCAGAGGGGAUGUUCGGGGCCGAGCUGCUGUCCCCCAGUGGGCAGGCUGACGUGCAGACCCUGGCCAUCAUGCUUCAGGAGCAGCUGGAGGCCAUCAACAAGGAGAUCAAGCUAAUCCAAGAGGAGAAGGAGACAACAGAACAGAGGGCUGAAGAGCUGGAAAGCCGAGUGUCCAGCUCUGGCCUUGAUUCCCUGAGUCGAUACCGAAGCAGUUGCUCUCUGCCCCCGUCCCUCACCACCUCCACCCUUGCCAGCCCGUCUCCUCCCAGCUCAGGCCAUUCAACACCUCGCCUGGCACCACCAAGCCCUGCCCGUGAGGGCACCGACAAGGCCAAUCAUAUCCCCAAAGAGGAAGCUGGGGCUCCACGAGGGGAGGGACCAGCUAUCCCAGGAGACACGCCACCCCCCACUCCCCGCUCAGCCCGUCUUGAAAGAAUGACCCAAGCCUUAGCACUGCAGGCGGGGUCCCUGGAAGAUGGGGGACCUUCCCGGGGAAGUGAGGGUACCCCAGAUUCCCUUCACAAAGCCCCCAAGAAAAAGAGCAUCAAGUCAUCCAUAGGCCGGCUGUUUGGCAAGAAAGAGAAAGGGCGAAUGGGACCCCCAGGCCGGGACAGCUCUUCUCUGGCUGGAACCCCCUCUGAUGAAACACUGGCCACUGACCCUCUGGGGCUAGCCAAGCUGACAGGCCCAGGAGACAAGGAUCGAAGGAACAAGAGGAAGCAUGAACUUCUGGAAGAAGCUUGUCGCCAGGGACUGCCAUUUGCUGCCUGGGACGGACCGACUGUGGUCUCCUGGCUGGAGCUCUGGGUAGGCAUGCCCGCAUGGUAUGUGGCUGCCUGCCGUGCCAAUGUCAAGAGCGGUGCUAUCAUGGCCAACUUGUCAGACACGGAGAUCCAGCGUGAGAUUGGCAUCAGCAACCCCCUGCACCGGCUCAAGCUGCGCCUCGCCAUCCAGGAGAUGGUCUCCCUCACUUCCCCCUCGGCGCCUGCCUCCUCCCGCACGCCCACAGGAAACGUAUGGAUGACCCACGAGGAGAUGGAAUCCCUUACAGCAGCCACGAAGCCCGAGACCAAGGAGAUCAGCUGGGAGCAGAUCCUCGCAUAUGGCGACAUGAACCACGAGUGGGUGGGGAACGACUGGCUGCCCAGCCUGGGGCUGCCCCAGUACCGCAGUUAUUUCAUGGAGUCACUUGUGGACGCCCGAAUGUUAGAUCACCUCAACAAGAAGGAGCUCCGGGGCCAACUCAAAAUGGUGGACAGCUUCCACAGGGUGAGUCUGCAUUACGGGAUCAUGUGCCUGAAACGACUCAACUACGACCGGAAGGACCUGGAGCGGAGGCGGGAAGAGAGCCAGACCCAGAUCCGAGAUGUGAUGGUGUGGUCCAACGAGCGGGUCAUGGGCUGGGUGUCAGGGCUGGGCCUGAAGGAAUUCGCCACGAACCUCACCGAGAGCGGGGUACACGGGGCGCUGCUUGCCCUGGACGAGACCUUCGACUACUCGGACCUGGCCUUGCUCCUGCAGAUCCCCACGCAGAACGCGCAGGCUCGACAGCUCCUGGAGAAGGAAUUCAGCAACCUCAUCUCCUUAGGCACUGACAGAAGGCUGGACGAGGACAGCGCCAAGUCCUUCAGCCGCUCCCCGUCCUGGCGGAAGAUGUUCCGAGAGAAGGACCUCCGGGGUGUGACCCCCGAUUCGGCUGAGAUGUUGCCCCCCAACUUUCGUUCGGCGGCAGCAGGAGCCCUGGGAUCGCCGGGGCUUCCUCUCCGAAAGCUGCAGCCCGAAGGCCAGACUUCUGGAAGUUCCCGGGCAGAUGGAGUUUCGGUCCGGACUUAUUCCUGCUAGUGUAGGCUUCCAGGUGACCGCACUUGGAUGGAAGACUGGGCCAUCCCCCCUCCUACCCAGAGAAUGGUCUCGCCCAGGGAGAAGCGUCCUGGAGCCGGCGCCGCGGACCGGACCACCUGUACAGACAAGCGGGGGAGUGCGUGUCCCCCGCCGCACAAAUGGACUGGGCCUGGACCAAACCAUAUGAACUGGACUGAGGGAGGGAAAGAAGAGGGCAGGCAGCGAUUCCGCCCCCAAACUUCCGCCUCUCUUUUCUCUACUUUGUAAUUUAUUGAUCAGCUUCCGAUGGGAGACCGGUGCCCUUCACCUGCGGAAAGGGGCGGGGCUUCCCUCCCGGGCCGCAUGCGGGGAGAGGCUGCCCCCUUCCCCUCUUUCCUGACCAGUCGCGGGGCCCAAGUUUUCCUUCUUCUUCGUCCGAAAGGAGGGGAGGGGGGGACUCGCUGCUACAAGCCUCGCCCCCUGUGCCACUCAGCCCCGCCCUGUGAGGUCCCCAGUCCCCGGGGGGGGGGUCAUCUGCGGGCUGGCGGGGUCCCUUUCCCCUCCCCCGUGUCUCGUGUCCCCGGGGCCUCCCCGCCCCCCCGUGCUGUGGCCAUGUCCGUGCCCCAGGGGUAGGGGGUGCAAAGUGCGCCCCCCGGUUUCCCUCCGGCUCCGGGGUUUGCAUGGGAGAAUCCUCUUUCCAAGAUGCCACUGGGCGACAUGGCAUGGGGUGGAGGGCGGUCGGCGUGGAGCCCUCGCCCCCCCACCCCCGACUCUUAGUCGGCCCCCCAGGCCCCAGGCGUCAA
Molecule: messenger RNA, 4738 nt
Organism: Dipodomys spectabilis (banner-tailed kangaroo rat)
Lineage: Eukaryota; Metazoa; Chordata; Mammalia; Rodentia; Heteromyidae
Gene: Ppfia3
Product: PTPRF interacting protein alpha 3
Exons: 30
Coding region: 372-3956 (1194 amino acids)
Biological process (GO): synapse organization
Cellular component (GO): presynaptic active zone
Molecular function (GO): protein binding
Source: RefSeq, a predicted model, not a curated record